AUGGCGCACAGUGAGGGGGCUACCGGAGCCCCAGCUGGCACCGUGGUGCCCCAGGAGCUGCUGGAGGAGAUGCUUUGGUUUUUUCGUGUAGAAGAUGCAUCUCCUUGGAAUUAUUCCAUCCUUGCCCUGGCAGCUGUCGUGUUUGUGAUAAGCAUGGUCCUCUUGGGAAGGAGCAUCCAGGCAAACAGAAAUCGAAAGAAGCAGCCAAUAGAAAAAGAAACUCCAGAAGUCCUGCAUUUGGAUGACACUGGAAGCAAGGAACAAAAUAGCCUAAACAACCUAAGCAAGACUUUGCUCUCAGAACAGCCAAACACGGCUAAGGUGGAAAAUGAGUUAAAAGAGAGUGAUGUCGCAUUGGUUCUCCUUCCACACUCACCAGAAAUUCAGAGCUAG
Propithecus coquereli (Coquerel's sifaka) is the source of this 393-nucleotide messenger RNA. It is a transcript of the gene SLC51B, whose product is annotated as solute carrier family 51, beta subunit. Gene Ontology annotation, cellular component: plasma membrane. The transcript is spliced from 3 exons. Gene Ontology annotation, biological process: bile acid and bile salt transport. NCBI's taxonomy places the organism in Eukaryota, Metazoa, Chordata, Mammalia, Primates, Indriidae. The record is from RefSeq and is a predicted model, not a curated record. Gene Ontology annotation, molecular function: protein heterodimerization activity; transmembrane transporter activity. Bases 1 to 393 code for a protein of 130 amino acids.